Molecule: messenger RNA, 4258 nt
Organism: Doryrhamphus excisus (bluestripe pipefish)
Lineage: Eukaryota; Metazoa; Chordata; Actinopteri; Syngnathiformes; Syngnathidae
Gene: pacsin1a
Product: protein kinase C and casein kinase substrate in neurons 1a
Biological process (GO): neuron projection morphogenesis; cytoskeleton organization; plasma membrane tubulation
Cellular component (GO): endosome; cytoplasm; plasma membrane
Molecular function (GO): phospholipid binding; protein binding
Source: RefSeq, a predicted model, not a curated record
CGAUAGGGGUCGUAUGUUUAUAAUUUUAUCUAUAAAUUUGACUAUAACAUUUCAGCCGAGUUCAACGAUGAACAAAACGUUUGUGUUGAUAUAGCAAGUGCUUAUACAGAUACAGAACCCCAACCCCCCGCCUCCAAUCCCGUACCACCGCUUGCAGCAUUGUGGCAUGUGGACAUGAUUGACAAGCACGUAGGUGACGCCCCCUCUUUGCAUCAGCUUUCCUAUUGGCUCUGAAAGUGGAAGUCACAUUUGGGGCUCUCCUCGUGAUUGGAACUUGCAUUUUAUCUAUACGGUAAAUUGUGGAAAAAUAUCUAAAUCAACAUAAGAAUGCUAAAAUGCUAACAGCUAAAAUAAAGGGGCCCAUCCCCACUUUCAGUUACAUCCGUACAAACAAUCAAUAAUUCGGAAUUUAAUGUUUUUUGUUUUUUUUUUAAUAAUUAGUUGCCUCCCCCGAGUUUCCACCCCAAUUUGUGUGGUCCAUUGAAAGGAAUCCGAGGGGCCAUCCUCCCACGUCGCGCCUGUGCUGUGGAGCUCCCCCUUGCUGCGUGCAUCGUGAUCAGGCUGCAGAGUCUUGUGGAGGACGCAGGGUCACCUUCUGUCACCGCAAGGGGAAAAAACUGAAUCAUUUGCAGCCAAGGCUAGGCUUGGACGCUGGUGCACCUCGGCUGCAAGGUGUAUCUGUGUACGAGGAACCAAGCAUUACUGACGAGGACAGGUUUGGUCGAGAGAGGGCUUUGUAACAUCCAGGAAAAUGUCGGGCUCGUACGAUGAAUGUGCAGGUGCUGACGACACCAUGGACAGCUUCUGGGAGGUGGGCAACUACAAACGUGCAGUCAAGAGAUUUGAUGAUGGCCAUCGACUCUGCAAUGACCUCAUGGGCUGCCUUCAGGAACGGGCCAAGAUAGAAAAAGCUUAUGGUGAUCAGCUAACCGCCUGGUCAAAGAGAUGGAGACAACUCAUUGAGAAAGGCCCCCAGUACGGCUCUGUGGAGAGAGCCUGGCUGGCUGUCAUGACCGAGGCAGAAAAAGUGAGCGAGCUGCAUCAAGAUGUCAAGAACAACCUGCUGAAUGAAGAUGUGGAGAAAGUGAAGAACUGGCAGAAGGAGGCCUAUCACAAACAAAUGAUUGGAGGCUUCAAGGAGGCAAAGGAGGCAGAAGAAGGAUUUAAGAAGGCUCAGAAACCCUGGGCGAAAAAGCUCAAGGAGAUGGAGACGGCUAAGAAAGCAUACCACAUGGCGUGCAAGGAGGAAAAACUGGCUGCUGCUCGAGAGGCCAAUGGCAAGACUGAAGCUUCUGUGACGCCAGACCAGCAGAAGAAACUCCAUGAGAAAGUGGACAAAUGCAAACAGGAUGCACAGAAGGCUAAAGAAAAGUAUGAGAAGUCUCUGGAGGAGCUCAACAAAUGUGCGGCCCCCUACAUGGAGAGCAUGGAGCAGGUGUUUGACCAGUGCCAGCAGCAUGAGGUCAAGAGGCUGACCUUCUUGAAGGAGGCCUUGCUGGACAUCAAACGCCACCUCAACCUCACUGAGAACCAAAGCUAUGCCACAAUAUACAGAGAACUGGAGCGCACCAUCCUGGCAGCGAACACACAAGAGGAUCUGAAGUGGUUCAGCAACAACCACGGGCCUGGAAUGCACAUGAACUGGCCCGCAUUUGAGGAAUACAACCCAGACCAGGCAAGUGCUCCCCCAAAAAAGAAGAAACCAGAUGGAGCCCCACCCACUCCAAGCACUGACCAUGUAGCUCCCCCUGGUGACCGGAGCAGCGUGAGCAGCUAUGAGAAGAACCAAGCGUACUCCACCGAGUGGUCCGAUGAUGAGCAACCUGCUGCUUACUCUGGAAACGAAAAUGGCGGUAACGGGAACUCUUUCGAAGAUGAUUCCAGCACCGGGAAAGGCGUCCGUGUGCGAGCUCUCUAUGACUACGAUGGCCAAGAGCAGGAUGAACUCUCCUUCAAAGCAGGCGAUGAGCUGACCAAGACGGAGGAUGAAGAUGAGCAAGGCUGGUGUCGAGGUCGUUUGGACAACGGCCGAGAGGGACUGUACCCGGCCAAUUACGUUGAGCCAAUCUAGGCCAGUGGCUGGACAUGGACAUGGACAUGGACAUGCUCCUGGAGGCAGCUUGAACAGUCUUGUCCAAUUGCACCACACAUAGCCAGAGACUUAAGAGCAACACAUCCUUUGUCCAACAGAUGCGCCAAGCAGUCAUCAAAACUUAGUAACCUAAAAGACAAUAUACAUCGCUAUAGUAUAUUUUAUCCCGCUCCCCCCCGGGGUGUGGGUGGACAUCUCCAAACAAGAGCGGCAGUUAUCCCAGUAUAUACACAGUCAACUAUAACACAGUACAGCGCAGGCACAUACGGCUUUCUCUGUGUAGCUGUACUUAACCUACGAUACAGCUUAUUUACCGCAGUCGGUUGUGCAAAUGGGAAGCAAAUAUAAUCAGUUAUACCCAUUCGAGAAAGACCAGCUUCUCUAACCCUGCAUUGUGUAUAUACAGUAUAAUGCCAUUUUUGCGUAGCUUUUUUUAACGCUGUGCGUGGUCAGUCAUCCUUCAUACAUCGGGAAUGCUGUGUAGUGUUAAAAGUACCACAAACAAUAUCAUUUUUUUUUGUUUGUUUUUUUGUUUUGUUUUUUUAGUUGAGUGCUCUGGUCCAACCUUUAAUUCUGUGUGUGUGCAGUGUUAUGUGUUUUAACUGUUUCUGAGCGUGCAUAGCAGCAUGUGCUAUGCAACUAUCAUUCCCUAUGUUGGGGGGCCACAACUUGAUGCAACGCUACAACUACAAAAUGCAGAAGUCACUUUUAAAGCAUCGCAUGCUUCUGUUCUCAUAAGAGGAAGCUUGAUGACAAGCUUGAUUUUACGUUUGAUUUCUUAUCAUGCAAUUCAUCAACUUCAUUCUUAUCCACAUCUACUAACAUGAAUGACAAGCAAAGUUGCAAGUGGAGGGUUUGGAACAAUGCCUAUGCCAGCAUUUUCUUUCAGAGAGGGCCAAUGGAGGCAUGUUGAUGAGCUCCACAUCUCUGAAGAACAAAGGCCUCGUGAACAGGACAUGAAUGUACUAGCGUUCAGGUGAGAAGAGGCAAUGUUGUUCGGAAAAAAAAAUGCCGUCCUUGAAGAAAAGCACUAGUAGCCCGUAUCUAUGCUGAGCCAAAGAAUGAUCUAAGUACCAUCAACUGCAUUGUCCCUCCAUGCAAUAACCUCAUAUGACUCCAGGUCCUCACAACCACUGGAAACGACACAGGGACUAUAUUUACAGUCACUUAUAAUGCACUGCAUGUUAGAUGUUUGCAGUGUAUUAAUCCGCCCGAGUUCACCUUGCUUUUUAGAAGUGAAAAUCAUUGAUUUGUGUGUUAUCAUGCAAUGGGUUGCUUCUAAAUUUUGUUACAAUGAUGAACAGAUGGCGAUGAUGCCUUUUCGAAGCGCUGGAGUCGAGGACUAAUAAUCACUUGUGUCUGGAUUCGACGGGUUUAGGUGUCCGUGUGAGGAAAACACAUCACCAGCUCACAAGUUGUGUCUUAAGAGUACAGUUGUCCAGCAAAGCAAAAAGGACUUGUAUCAAUCCAAAUACCCCACACAACAGUCAAAAGACACACAUGACCUGGUUACAUUGUCAUUUUAGUGGGGAGGGGGCGCAUCAUCAUCAUUAUCAGUGUGUAUGCAUUGUAUAAAUGUUACAGUAAAAAACACAAAUGAUUGACUACUAAGAUAAAAUGUAGUGUUAUAUAUGUAAAUGUAUGUCAUUCAAAUAACAGCAAUUGAAAACAUGAAUAGACAUCAUAUUGUACGAAUUCCAUGGCGAUGGUCAGUGUAUCAUAAAAGCGUUAAUACACGCGGUCAGAUUUGUAUAUGAAGAUGUAAUUUAAAGAUUAUAUUAUUCUGUUGUAACUGUACAACUGUGUUGAGUUGAAAACCAGACCUAACCACGUUGAGGCAGUAAAGGGGUGUACAUGUAAAUGCUUUUUUUUUUAAAUGUUGAUGAUCUCUUCCUUAUGCACACACACGGGGACUACAGCUGAUGUUGUGGAAACCCUAUAUUAGUGGUCGAUGAUGUAUGUUCAUAGUUAGUGAUGUACUUUUAUCUCCUAACUGGUGUAGUGCCUGUUCAUCUUGAUGUAACAAGACGUUCAUUUAAAUAUGCAUAAAGAUGAUUAUGAUCACAGAUGAAAAUGAUGAUAGUGAUGACCAACCCAAAUCAGAUUUGUUGUGAUGGUGUCAGCAAUGCAAAACUGGUUUGAAAGGAAAAACAAGUGUUUGAAAAA